Molecule: messenger RNA, 1341 nt
Organism: Glarea lozoyensis ATCC 20868
Lineage: Eukaryota; Fungi; Ascomycota; Leotiomycetes; Helotiales; Helotiaceae
Exons: 3
Coding region: 1-1341 (446 amino acids)
Source: RefSeq, a predicted model, not a curated record
AUGCCGUUACUAAAAACCAUAUCCAAGCACCUCGCUCUCCUCUUCGUCCCAUUAAUCUACCUCGCACUCUCAGACAUCGCAUUCUACCACUCCCUCCAAUCGCUGACUCAAAAAAGACGACUUUACUUCCUACCGCCUUUUCUCUUGUUUUCUGCACUCUCGUUCUCGGCGUCAAAAUACUUCUGGUUCCUCCCUGGCGUGACAUCUCUCUGGUGUCUCGCCGUCACGCUCAAGGUUCUACAUACCAUCUCCGUACUGCAUAUUGAGAAAUGGCCGACUCCCCAGACUCCGCCAGGAUUGACGCAAAAGGAGAACUUUGUCUUCAAUUUCAGAGCUGCGUAUCGGAUUUGGGGGAACCCGCAAUUGCUCAACACGACACCAGGACCUGAAAACGAGAAGAAAUCUCAGCAAAGUCUAUCAGUAUUCCUAUUCCUACGCCUCAUCAAACUACCAAUAUACUACUACAUCCACGUCCGCAUCAUCCCCGCCGCCUUCGCCGAAACCCUCGUAGAAUUCAUCCCCCAAGACCUCUCGCCCGAAGAGCAAAUACUCUUUCGUCGGCUCUUCUACGUCUGGUCUGAAGUCACGGCGCGUGAGCUCGUGAUUAGGAGUUACAUGGCCGUUUAUUGGAUCUGGGAAAGUCUCGUAUAUCUCGACGGCGCGAACUCAAUUCUAGCUUGUUUCUUCGUGUUAAUUGGGCUUGAUGAGCCGAGGGAUUGGCCGUCGUUGUUUGGGAAUCCGGCGGAUGUUACGGGGUUGAGGACGUUUUGGUCCAGGUUUUGGCAUAGAGUUGCUGUGAGGCCGUAUAUGAACUACGGAAAGGUUGCGGCUUCGAGUUUGGGGUUGGGUGCAGCAGAGUCUAAAUUAGUGGUUGCUUUCGUUGUGUUUGCACUUUCCGGAGUCUCUCAUUCGGCCGUUAGUUGGCAGCUUGGUCAGAAGGAGUGGUGGUUGGAUAUUUGGUGGUUCUUGAUGAACUUUCUGGGGUGUACUGGAGAGCUUGUGUUUUUAAUGGGUGUUAGGAGUCUUGCUAAGAGAUUGGGAUGGUCACAGGAGUUGAAAAUGAUUGAAGAGAGUUGGUUCGGGAGGCUCUUUGGGUAUGCUUGGGUGUUUGGAUUCUUCUUUUGGAGUGUUCCAAAGUGGAAAUAUCCCGCGAUGUAUCAAACAGCUGUGGUGACGGCAAGGUGGAAUGAGAUUUGGUCGAAGAUGAGAAUCGUUACUUUUGCGCCUGGCUGGGACGGAUGUAUGAUGGGGGUGGGGAUGAUCGUGUGGGAUAGGGGCAAGGGAGAAAUGAUCGUGGUGGUGCGGAUGCGGAAACCUUGGAACGAAAUGACUACGACAUAG